AUGUCUCGCCGGUACGACGAUUAUGACGACCGGGAUUACCCGUCUCGUCCUCUACGACGUGCAUCUGACGACCUCGAUAUCGACAUUCGUCAUUCACCCGGCGCACGGCGGACUCGACCGCCCGUCGCCGAAUACCCUGACGAUCGUCCAUCGAGACGGAUCCCUGACUUCAUGCGAGAUGACUACGACCGCAAUGGCGAAGCGCAAGAGCUUGCGAUUCGACGUAGAGACGAUGACUACGGCCCAUCCCCUCCUCGGGACCGGCCGUAUGAGCGAGAGGACAUCGAAAUCCGUGACCGAGAUCACCGGGAGAGUUAUCGGCUACCACCACGGAGACGAGAGGACCUGGAUGAUACCGAAAUCUCGAUUCGGAGGACGGAACGUGAAGAUCGAGGUCCUCCAAGGGUGCGGGAGAGGAGCAUCGAACGGGAAGACGUCAGCAUAAGAAGGGUGGAGACAGAUCGUGGUCCACUGCGACCACGUGGUGAUAUCGACCGAGAUGAUGUGGAGAUCAGAGUCCGAAGGGAAGAGUCCCGAGGGCCGCCACCACGACGACGACCCGAAGUGGUCGAUCCGGAUGAACUUGAUAUCAGAAUACGGAGGGAAGAAUCUAGAGGGCCACCACCACGCCGACGACCCGAAGGUAUCGACCAAGAUGAGCUUGAUAUCAGAAUACGGAGGGAAGAAUCUAGAGGGCCACCACCACGCCGACGACCCGAAGGUAUCGACCAAGAUGAGCUUGAUAUCAGAAUACGAAGGGAAGAAUCCAGAGGGCCACCACCACGCCGACGACCCGAAGGUAUCGACCAAGAUGAGCUUGAUAUCAAAAUACGGAGGGAAGAAUCUAGAGGACCUCCGCCACGACGGCGACCCGAAGGUAUUGAUAGGGAAGAGGUGAUCAUCCGUCGAGACGAACGAGAUGCGAGGCCUUCCAUGCGGGGAGUGACCUAUCGAAGAAGGAGCCGAAGCCGAAGCAGUAGUUCCGGCUCGUCCCUCACGACGGAUCGUGGAACUGUCCGCUCCCGAGGCCGACGCCGAAGCAUGCCUCCGGUCGGAAGACUUGUCGCGCGAGAACACGAAGAGUUUGUGUAUAGGAGACGAGAACCGAGCAUACCCCCACCGCCUCCCCCAGCUCCAGCGCGAGAGACAACGGAAGAGAUCAUCAUCCGGAGGGCGGAAUCGAGUCCUUCACCACCACCACCUCUUCCGGAACCGGAACCGGAACCGAUCGUUACGAGAACCGUUGAACCUGAAUAUCUUCCUCCUGUACAUCGUGACGUGAUCACACAUGUCUACACGAUUGACCAUGGAUUGAGACCUGCUAGUCCACCGUCUCCGCCACCUCCUCCGCCACCGGAGCCAGUAAAGGAUGAAAGUUUGGAGAUUGAUAUACGUAGAAAAGAUGCUGAUGGCGCCCGUGAGACCAUCCACAUCAGUGACCGUGAACGCGAAGGCCGUCCUGUGGGGCGCCGCGCUCGCUCCGUCUCAUUCUCUCAUUCACCCCGUCGUCGAUCACUUUCUUCGUCUCCCGGACGCCGUCAUCGCUCUCGUAGCCGCGUUCGAGGCUCCGACCUCGACCUCGAAGCUGAGUACUACAACCGACGUGCCAUGGAACGCGGGUAUCCUGGGGAAGCCUACAAUGGCGCAACUAAGGAUUGGGAGCACGUGGACGUUCCACCUGGCACUCAUCGUGUUCAAAUGGACGGUACGGGCGGUGGAAGCCAAGAGAUUACUUGGCAGCGAUACAAUGGCGCCCGUCGCGCCAAAUUCAUUGGGGACGGCGAAGAGUUUGCGACGGAUUAUGGGAUUCCCCCGAGAAGGGAGGUGUUGCCUGCUCCUCCGCCAGCGCCGAGCCCGAUUCCAGCACUCCCGUCAAAGGCGAGAGAGUCGAGGGAAGAGUUGAGUGUUGAGAUCCGGAGAAGGGAAGGGGGCCCACCGGUGGAUCGCGAACUGGACCAUAUCUCUAUCCGCGAAAGAGAGAUUGAAGAGAGACACCUCCCUCACCCUCCUCCAACUCCGUCUCGGCGAACUAAGGAUAUGUGGACUGAGGUUACUAAGGAUCUUGUCCUCAAAGAAGCGAUCCUUGAGUCCGGCUACCAGUUCGAUGAGACGGAGGACUUCUUCUACAUCAUGGAGUAUCUUCGCUACGAAGAUGUACUCCAACUCGUCCAGCGUUCGGACCGCAUCCGAACCGAGCGUCGUCGUCGCAUUCGUGAGAUCGAAUGGGAGCGUGAACACCUGCAUCGUCCCCACGGGAUUCCUCCACCCCCGAUGGGUAUGCAUGGGCCUCCGCCAAUGCCUCCCCUUCUGGCGGGUCCGCCAAUUCCACCGCCGCCAUUCCUACCCCCAGGGGUCGAGCGUAUCUAUGAUCGGGAGCGGAUGGUGGUGGAAGAAGGAAGGGUACCGAGGAGGAGAUAUUGA
Eremomyces bilateralis CBS 781.70 is the source of this 2421-nucleotide messenger RNA. RefSeq lists its product as uncharacterized. The transcript has 4 exons. Gene Ontology annotation, cellular component: actin filament; cytoplasm. The record is from RefSeq and is a predicted model, not a curated record. Gene Ontology annotation, biological process: actin filament polymerization. Gene Ontology annotation, molecular function: microtubule binding; actin binding. Bases 1 to 2421 code for a protein of 806 amino acids. Lineage: Eukaryota; Fungi; Ascomycota; Dothideomycetes; Eremomycetales; Eremomycetaceae.